Molecule: messenger RNA, 273 nt
Organism: Chlorella variabilis
Lineage: Eukaryota; Viridiplantae; Chlorophyta; Trebouxiophyceae; Chlorellales; Chlorellaceae
Exons: 2
Coding region: 1-273 (90 amino acids)
Biological process (GO): protein N-linked glycosylation
Cellular component (GO): membrane-bounded organelle
Source: RefSeq, a predicted model, not a curated record
AUGGCGAUCUAUGUGGGACAGCCGCUGGCAACCGGUGUGGACCCCUCGCUGGUCCCGCUGACCAGCCCGCUGCCGCCCAGCCUGCUGCCGCCGCUGGCCAUGGGUUUGCUCAUCGCCGGCCUUGUCACCUCUGCGCUGUUCUACGUGCGGGAGCAGAUCGGCGGGCGGCGCGUGAGCAUGGCGGAGGAGGCGGCGCUGGCGGGGGCCGCCGCCGCCUGCCUCGGCUUCGGCACGCUGUUCCUGCUGCUCUGGUGCGGCGUCUAUGUGGGCUAG